AUGGCGCGGCUUUAUUGUUUGGUUUGUCGAAAGUGUCCUCGAAUAUAUGCGAUUUCAAGAUACCGAUACAGAUACAGAAUCAACAACACGAGGAACUCUACCCGAGAAUCAGAACCACAACCACCUCUACCCGAGAAUCAGAACCACAACCACCUCUACCCGAGAAUCACAACCACAACCACCUCUACCCGAGAAUCAACACCACAACCACCUCUACCCGAGAAUCAGAACCACAACCACCUCUACCCGAGAAUCACAACUACCAAUACCUCGACCCGAGAAUCAGAACCACAACCACCUCUACCCGAGAAUCAGAACCACAACCACCUCUACCCGAGAAUCAACACCACAACCACCUCUACCCGAGAAUCAACACCACAACCACCCCUCUUCCCGAGAAUCACAACCACAACCACCUCUACCCUAGAAUCACAACGGCAACCACCUCUACCCGAGAAUCAGAACCACAACCACCUCUACCCGAGAAUCAGAACCACAACCACCUCUACCCGAGAAUCACAACUACAAACACCUCUACCCGAGAAUCAGAACCACAACCACCUCUACCCGAGAAUCAGAACCACAACCACCUCUACCCUAGAAUCAACACCACAACCACCUCUACCCGAGAAUCAACACCACAACCACCUCUACCCGAGAAUCAGAACCACAACCACCUCUACCCUAGAAUCAACACCACAACCACCUCUACCCGAGAAUCAGAACCACAACCACCUCUAUCCGAGAAUCAACACCACAACCACCUCUACCCGAGAAUCAGAACCACAACCACCUCUACCCGAGAAUCACAACUACCAAUACCUCGACCCGAGAAUCAGAACCACAACCACCUCUACCCGAGAAUCAGAACCACAACCACCUCUACCCGAGAAUCAACACCACAACCACCUCUACCCGAGAAUCAACACCACAACCACCCCUCUUCCCGAGAAUCACAACCACCUCUACCCUAGAAUCACAACGGCAACCACCUCUACCCGAGAAUCAGAACCACAACCACCUCUACCCGAGAAUCAGAACCACAACCACCUCUACCCGAGAAUCACAACUACAAACACCUCGACCCGAGAAUCAGAACCACAACCACCUCUACCCGAGAAUCAGAACCACAACCACCUCUACCCUAGAAUCACAACCACAACCACCUCUACCCUAGAAUCACAACCACAACCACCUCUACCCGAGAAUCAGAACCACAACCAACUCUACCCGUGA
Haliotis rufescens (red abalone) is the source of this 1236-nucleotide messenger RNA. Its product is annotated as rho GTPase-activating protein gacQ-like. The transcript has a single exon. The record is from RefSeq and is a predicted model, not a curated record. The coding region runs from base 1 to 1236 and encodes 411 amino acids. NCBI's taxonomy places the organism in Eukaryota, Metazoa, Mollusca, Gastropoda, Lepetellida, Haliotidae.